Molecule: messenger RNA, 1194 nt
Organism: Protobothrops mucrosquamatus (brown spotted pit viper)
Lineage: Eukaryota; Metazoa; Chordata; Lepidosauria; Squamata; Viperidae
Product: actin-like protein 9
Exons: 1
Coding region: 1-1194 (397 amino acids)
Biological process (GO): cell motility; axonogenesis
Cellular component (GO): axon; synapse; cytoplasm
Molecular function (GO): protein kinase binding; nucleosomal DNA binding
Source: RefSeq, a predicted model, not a curated record
AUGUCUCAAUCUUGGACAUCAUCAAAAAAAGAAGAGCCCAUAAGGAGCAGGUCACAUUCUCCACAUAAAGAGUGUUCUAUUGUCAAGACAAGAGCAAUUGUCAUAGAUACUGGUACAGGGACAUGUAAGGCUGGUUUUGCAGGUCAGCAGACCCCCCAGGUAGUUAUUGGGGCAUUAGUUGGACAGCCCAUAGAAAAAUUCAUGAAGAUUGGAAGUGAUAUACCAGACACAUUCAUUGGAGAGCAAGCUCGAUUGGAACCUGAUAUUGAUAUAAUUUUUCCAUUAAGGCAUGGCAUAAUCACAGACUGGGAAGCAGCAGAAACAUUGUGGUGGCACAUUUUCCAGCAUGAACUCAAGAUUGCUCCAGAAGACCAUGCACUUUUAAUGUCUGAUCCUCCUCUUUCACCAACUACAAACCGAGAGAAAUUGGUGGAGGUUGUUUUUGAGUCCCUCAAUUUCCCCAAAGUGUACGUGGCAUAUCAGUCGGUACUGUCAGUGUAUGCUCAUGGAAAAAUUAGUGGGUUGGUAGUAGAUACAGGCCAUGCUGUGACACAUACUGUACCAGUCUAUCAAGGGUACAAUUUGCCACAUGCCACCGAAAAGAUGGAUAUUGCUGGUGCCAAUGUGACAUCUUUUUUGAUGGAUCUCCUCAAAGACAUGGGGCACUGCUUAGAUGAAAAAAUGCUGGAUGUGAUUGAAGAUAUCAAACAAAAAUGCUGUUAUGUUGCAGUUGAUUUUGAGACUGAGUGGAACUGUCCAGAGGAAGACAAUACAGUGCAAUACCAAUUGCCAGAUGGCCAAAUAAUUACUUUGGGGAAGGAGAGAUUCCAAUGCCCUGAGAUGUUGUUCAAUCCACCACAAAUGCCUGGGCUUGCUCUUCUAGGCAUCCCUGGCAUGGCCCAAAAAAGCUUAAUGAAUGUUCCUGAGCAAAUCAGGAAAGAAAUGUAUAAAAAUAUAAUGUUAUGUGGAGGGUCAUCACUUUUUGAAGGAUUUGAAAGGAGAUUUACUCAGGAUAUCAUGACUGAUUUGGAGACUAGCACAAAAAUCAAAGUUACAGCUGUUCCACUCAGGCACUAUUCUGUCUGGACAGGAGGUUCAGUUCUUGCUUCCUUGAAAAACUUCCAAUCAUGCUGGAUCACAAAGGAACAAUACCAAGAGUAUGGACCAUAUAUUGUGCACAGGAAGUGCUACUGA